GUGUGAGAGAGAGCGAAAGGGAGGAGGAGAACAGGGUGAGCUAAGGGAGGGGGAAAACGGCGUAUGCUUGUAUACAACAACCCCUGAUUUCCAUUUUUUCCCCAACUCGUAAUGUAUUUAAUUCAAGUGAAACGUAAUCAUGACGUGUCCUGUCAUUAAUCCGCCCGCCGCCUCUCCCAGGACUAAAGGAGGUGGCCAUCAAAGCAGUGUGUCCCCCGUCUGCCAAGAAACUGAAACAUGGAAUAGCAGUAAACACACGACUGAGAAUGGAUUCUCCUCCUGAAUGUGUGUUGGCUCUUUCAUGUGAGCUGUCCCAGUCACCCCCAACACUACCAUCGCUGGACCACAGUCCCCAGGCCUCUCCUCACUCUACCUCCCACCUCUCCCCUUCACACAGCCCCCUGGACCUGCCCCUAGCCCAUAGCCCCUCAGCCCUGUCCCACACACCAGAACCCCUGUCGAACACCCUAGACACCACCCCCUACUUCCCCUUCUCCUCCUUCCCCCUCAACCACCACAAUGAGGAAGAGGAGGAGGAUGAAGAGGAGCUGUCAGCACCUCCGUCCCCCACCCCGGCCGUGGCUCUCUUCCUGGGGGGUCUUCCGGAGGUGUGUAGCCCCUCUUCGGAGAGCUCUCCUCCGGUCACUCCGACAUCAUCGGCCCCUCUCCCCGGGUUCGGGGCCCUGGAGCUGGCCCUGUCCUCCGGGCAGCAGGGUGCCACCUGUAGUGAUGAGCUAGACCUCCAGCUCUUCCAUAAGGACGGGGGGAGUCUGUUAGGGUCUCUGCCCGGGAGGAAGGGUGUUUCUAGGGGAGCGGCCGGACUCAAGUUCCCCUGUCUGGUUUGUGGGAAGAGAUUCCGCUUCCAGAGUAUCUUGUCGCUCCACGCCCGCGCUCACAGUCUGGACCGGGACCGCCGCGCCUCAGCUCUUUACCGCAACACAGGCACCAUGACCGGGAGCAUCAUUGGGACGGGGUCCACGGCGCAUCUCAAAGCCCACCAGAACCACAACGACGUGGGACAAAACCACCACAGUCACCGCCAGAGUCCCCUGCUGUCUGUAUCUCUAACCCAGGGACUGAGAGGGGAGGAUGGAGAUGCUCUAGAGGAGGCUCUGCAGAUGGAUCACCAGACCCUCCAGCCGUUCCUAAUGGAUGACAGCACACCGCUGAGCCCUCUGCUGACCGAGGAGGUGCCCCUCUCCCUCACCUCCCCCUACUCCUCUUCCUGCGGCCUGGGUGGCAUGGGUCCUGCCAUCUUAGAAGAAGCCGCCCUGGCCACAGCGGCAGUGCCCGCAUUCCGCUGCCACGCCUGCAAGGGUAAAUUCCGCACGGCCUCGGAGCUGUCUCGUCACGUCCGCAUCCUCCACAACCCGUACAAGUGCACCCUGUGCUCCUUCUCUGCCAGCCAGGAAGAACGCCUGGCCGCACACCUCCACGACAGCCACCCCUCCCUGUCCCUCUCCCCCGGUGGAACUCCCCGCCCUGCCCCCUACACCCCCAGACACCCCAUCAUAACUACCACCACUGCCGUCAUCCCCACACCCAUCCCAGACACUCUCGUUCCCACCCCCAACCCGACCCCCACCCUGGCCCCAGGGGCUCCGCCUCUGCCGGCCUUCCGCUGUGAGACGUGCGGCCAGCGCUUCACCCAGUCCUGGUUCCUGAAGGGCCACAUGAGGAAGCACAAGGAUUCUCUGGACCACAAAUGUCAGGUGUGCGGCCGUGGCUUCAAGGAGCCUUGGUUCCUCAAGAACCACAUGAAGGUGCACCUCAACAAGCUGGGCCUGAAGGCAGGUCUGGGGGGGCUGGUGGCUCCUGUGGCCGGGGCUGAACAUAGAGGCCCCAAAGGCUCUGUCACCAGCCAGGGCCUCAACGCUCUCUACUCCAGUCUCUUGCUGGCUCGUGGUGGAGGGGGGAGAGGGGGGCGAUCAAGGGCUGAGCGGGACGGCGCCGGAGUCUCUAGUAAAUCGGCCAUCUUGGGCUACCUGGGGUUGCCCAGCGAUGGCGGUGGCGGCGCCAGCUGCAUGGAACGGCUGCAGGCCGUGGCUCAGGUGGCGGAGAUGGGGAAUGGGAGCGGAGGAGGAGGGGGAGGAGGAGGAGAGGCAGCGGGAGAUGGAGGGGACCAGAUAGCCAUGUGGCAGCUGGUAGCCCGUAGCCUAGUAGCAGCUCAACAGGCCCAGCAAGCUCAGCAGGCUCAGAGGCAGAACCAGAGGACCCAGCACCUGCACCGAGCCCCAUCCAGGAGCUCCGUGGUGGGGGAGGCUGAGCAGGUCAGGGCCUACCUUGGAGGUCUGGAUCCCCGAGAGGAGCCUCCGUCCUCCGGAGCCCCAUGGGAGUGCCCCGACUGUGGGAAGCUGUUCCGGAGCCUGCAGCAGGUGGUGGCGCACGCCCGCGUCCACGUCCAGCGGCCCCAUAAGAACCACGGUCACCCCCCGCGCUACCCCGGAGGAGGAGAGGAGGACGGAGGAGCGAGCCAGAGUGGGGGAGGACGAGGAGGAGGAGGAGGUGGGAGAGAAGGUAGUAGCGAGGGAAGACAGGAGUCCAAACUUCAAAGUGGACCUCAACAUCAGUCAGCAGCCGGAGGAGGGUUCCACUCAGUGAUGUCACAGUUCCAAGGAGAGAACGGUCUAUCUGGGUCAUCUUCAGGUUCGUCCGUGACUUCUAGGGAGCGUGUGCGAGGCACAGGGGUGAAAGACUGCCCCUAUUGCGGUAAAGCUUUCCGCUCGUCCCAUCACCUUAAAGUGCAUCUGAGAGUUCACACAGGGGAGAGACCGUAUAAAUGUCCCCACUGUGACUACGCGGGAACCCAGUCAGGCUCUCUAAAGUACCAUCUCCAGAGGCACCACAGAGAACAGAGGAAUGCCAUGGGGGCCUCUUCAUCCACCGCCUCCUCCCCCGGCCUCACUUCUGCCUCUCUGGGAGGUGGUGGAGGAGCUCCACGGGGGGAGGGAAGGGAGGGGAUGGCCAAACAGCGCCGGCCCCAGAGCUUCACCCAUGGCUCAGCCGCCAGAACCCCGGCAGAGACCGCAUCCUCCAGGCACAACCAGCACCAGCCCUGGAUCCUGGGCCUUCCCGAGCAGAGAGACAGGGACCAUGGGAAGGCCAUGGGAGGACUGAGGGAGGCAGAUCUGGAGAGCCAGUACCGGUACCUAUCCGGGGUGAUGGGGGCGCUGUACCAGGGGGGGAUGGAGGGAGGGUGGACGGGGGAGUCCCCUACCUCCACCCCCACCCCGCCCCCGCCAAAGGCGCCCAAAGUGUCCCGUCGCAAACCACUCACCACCAGCCGCAUGGUGCCAGCUAACGGGAGGGAGCGGAUGGGAGGGGGAUCAGCUCAGGGCACCCAGGAGGGAGGCUUGUUGUCCCAGCCCCUGGAUCUCUCCCGCCGCCCCUCCCCUGGGCUCGGAGGUCUGGAGGAGGAUGGAGUACCGGGAGGGGGUGGUGGAGGAGGAGGAGGAGCAGGGGUCACCCUUAACCAGUGCCUGUUCUGUCCCUUCCGUACCUGCUCAGCCGAGCUGAUGGCCAUGCACCUCCAGGUCAACCACACCAGCAAGUCCAGGCGUAAGAGGGGGGCCCACAACCCCAGCUCCCUGGGGGAACACGGGCCCCAGAGGCCACCCCAACCCCGGGCUGACCCAGACCCCCUAGCCCUGUGGAGGUACCUGAGCGAGAGUGAAGAUAGGGCCCCCCUCGAGGAAUGGGCCUCAUCCAGGGUGGAGAGGGAGAGAGGGAUGGAGAAUGGCCUCACCCCAGAGGAAGUGGACCUAGAGGGCCGCUACAACCUCCACCACCCCCUGCAGGCUUCUAACCAGGCCUCCACCACACCCAGGAACACAAGGAGUGGCAUCGCUGGCCUGGGGCAGGAAGGCAAGCUGGAGGAGGAUGGGGAAGAGGAGGAAGAAGAGGAGGAAGGAGAAGAGGAGGAUUUGGAAAGGGAGAGCAGUAGUCCAGGGGAUUCCCCUACAGAGCAUGGGAUGAGGAUGUCUCUCUCCAUGUCAACUGCCCUCGGCUCUGACCGUCUUACACGAGAGGAGGAAGCAGUGAUGGGAGACUAAACGGCAACAACAUCAUCCAGAGAGAUGGGGAGAGGGAGUUCAACUAGACAGUGCAGAAGUUUAGGAGUCAAAUGUUAGGGGUCAUUAUAUCACUUCCUUGUUCUCUUACAUACAGCAGUUCAGGGUCAUUGACAUGGUAAGUCCGCUGACAAGUAUAACUAAGGACCACGGACUGAGAUGCAUCUCCAUUGAGAGGGUUGUGUAAACAUCAUCUCUCCUAAGGAAAAAAAUCAUACAUUUUUCUCUCGCCUUUUAAUAUUUACAUCCCGGGAGUUCAGUGUAGUCCUCUUCAUUUUCUCAAUCAACCACAACCCCCCUUGUACAUACAGACAGCGCAGUGUGAAUCCUUUCUCUUCAGGACUUUUGAGGCCUUGAGUUCUAUAUUCCAGAGUUUCCUGUUUUCCAUUCCAUCUCCUACCAAGAGGGCUAAUUGUGAUGAUUUGCUCGAGAUCGUCCUCUGGCUGCUGUUAAGUCUUAACAUUACUAUGUGAGAACAAAUAAACUGUAACAUUCUACCAUUCCGGAGAACACAAAAAUGAUUUUAUCAGACCUUAUACUUCAUGUUUUGAGAAUAAUACUACUUCUAUGAGUAACGUUGUUGAUUAGUUAUACUUUAGCAGAACAAGUGUCAAAAGAAGCCAAACUUCAUCCCAACUAACGUUUAGAUAAGAUACCACUUCUUGUCACGUUGACAUUUAAAUUUCAUAUUACGGUCUGUUCAAGAGCACCGAUUCGAUAACCGUGGUUCAACCACAACCACUCAAGCCGUAAACUCAAACUAAGCUAUCCAGCUGUCUACAACAAAUAACACCACAGGAACAACUUUUUACCAGAUGAAGAUGGCAAUGAUUAGGGAUAAGGUAACCCCUGACCCUGAUAUCACUGCCUCUCAUUGGUCGGAUUGCUGUUCCGAGGUCACCAUGGGAACAGUUUGUCAUUUCCUGUUUUCCCCUCAGUUUAGUGCCUGUCUAUGUUUGGAAUGUCGUCAAGGGAGUUCUACAGUAUAGCCCUCUGUUUCUGGGCUCUUAUAGGACAAUGAUAUCUGAGAAUACAGUAUAAAGCUAAAGUAUAUAUGUAAAAAAUUGGUUCUAGGCUAUUGUGAAUAGAAAUCUGUAGUGUUAAACAAACAGCUGGUGUGGAUCUUUCUCUUUUCACAAGAGACCGGUAGCAUCUCUUAUGUGGAUUCUGUGGGAAAAAAUUAUAAAGCACUUAGUUGAUGAAGAUGAAACAUUAAGAAAUAUUCAUAUGAAUGAAAAGAGGUCAAGGUGAAAGGUCAAUAAGUGAAAAGGGAGGUUAAAGGUCAGAGGUCAGCAUUUACAGCAGAAAUACCAGCGUGUUCAGAGUCAGACGUGGGCUAACGGUUAUUUCUACAUUAUCGUGGUGGCCAACGGACCAUUAAACAAACAGAAACAAAACAAAAGUCUGUUUUGGGGGACACAGGACAGACAGACAAACGGACAGUGCAUCCUGAACACAAUCAGCUGGCACGUCUGGUCAGGUGACCAAGACUCCACGACCGUGUCACACUCUUUCCUUCCAUUCCUUUUAUGAGGAAAAUAACAGAAAAAACAAGGGGAAGGAAAAAUGGAUGAGAGAAAAAGGGUGAGUUCCCUCACAGAGCGGAGGACUCAAGAAAGCAAACUGUUGUAGUCUUGGGGUAGGCCGUCUUUUAGAUGACUAGAUUUCUGUCUUUCUUUCUUUCUUUUAAGUGAAGAAGAACGGGAAAAAAAGAGUAAGCAUUAAAACCAUGAACAAAUCCAUAGAUACAUCCCAGUAGAAUAUGUGUAGCUUUUGUAAAGACAAGAAGAUAAGAAAAAAGGACAAAAAUAACUUUCUAUGUUUAUUUUCAUUUCAAGAAGAGAAGCUUACAGAGAAGGUUAUGAAUAUACAGUAGGUAAUGAUUUUUUAAAAACUAUAAGGCUUGUUGUUGUGAGGAAAAGACUAGUCGGAAUGUCAUGUCUAUAAAGAGCACUGUGCAAGGUUUAUCAUUUCCCAAAGUAGUUGUUUUUAUUUGGACUAUCGAUAGACCAAACUUUUUUUUUUAAAGAAAAUGUAAGGUGUCACUUUCUGUUGGAGUGUAAAGCUGCAGUUCCAAUCCACUCGCCCAAUCAAUCAAUCAAUCAAGCAUUCAAUCAAUCUAUAAUCCAAUCAAAAUAUUAUCAUUGUAUUAUUAAGUGCUUGGAUGAGACUCAAGUUUACAUCACAAUAUAUCAAAAUAUUAAUCUCUGCCAAAUUUUGAUUGAUCAAUUUGUACCAAAGCCACGGUAUUGGUUUAGCGCAUCGUACUACACACAGCAUGUUCUCCACACAGUGAACAAGCAAAUAUUUUAUCAUAAAAACAAUUAAAUAAACGACUUACGAUUGUAAACGUCACUAAAUUAUUUGAUUGGAUAAGUCUUGCCUUCUCGCCCUCCUAACCCCAUUGGUUGACAGCGAGAGCUUGGGAUUGGAACCUAACCCCAUUGGUUGACAGCGAGAGUUUGGAUUGGAACCUAACCCCAUUGGUUGACAGCGAGAGUUUGGGAUUGGAACCUAACCCCAUUGGUUGUAGGCGAGAGUUUGGGAUUGGAACCUAACCCCAUUGGUUGUAGGCGAGAGUUUGGGAUUGGAACCACAGCCUUACUUUUGGUUUAUGUGCAUUAUGUGUUUUACUUCUAUCCUUAUUAGAGCACCUUAUAUGAGUUUAGCAGUUCCCUAAGUGGUGUUUUCUUAAAGACUUAGGUUCCACCCGUAAUGACAUCCUAUUCCCUAUAUGGUUCACUACUUUUGACCAGGACCAUUCCCAUAUAGGUCCUGGUCAAAGUAGUGCACUAUUUAGGGAAUAGGGUGCCCUUUGGGACAAUAACCUGUAGUGUCAAUGCCACCGUGCCUUCUGUGUCAAGCACUUCCUGGAGUUGGUAUUUUGUAAGCUCACCAAAAGCACUUAGCCCACAUCUCUCUUUCCCCUAGUAUAUCACCUAUUUAUUCACCUCAUUCUUCUUGACUUAUUUUAUCCUCUCCUUGUCUGUCACUCCAACUUCGCAGGGGCCAAGUGGGUUGUUGCCUUAUUUGAACAAUUUCUUACCAUCAGACAUAACAUCACUUGGAGGUAAUAUUGCUAGCAUCGCUAGUAGCCCCCAGUGUAGGAAACAAGGUUGAUUUCAGCUAACCCGUGGCAAACCAAAGCCAAAGUUUAAUGGAUAAAUCUUAGAAUUUAGGUGCCAAAACCUGUCCAUGGGGACACUAAACACGUUAAAUUAAGAUAAUAUAAUUCAAUGGUAUUAUCAAGAUAUUAUAUUGUCAUUCUCUCUAUCCUUUUAAUGUAUGUGUACAUCUCUCUUUUCUUCUUUCUCAACUUCCCUAACCUCUCUCUCUUCUUCCUUUCUUCCAUAACCUCUCUCUCUCUCUUCCAUAAUCUGUCUCUCUCUCUCUCUCUCUCUCUCUCUCUCUCUCUCUCUCUCUCUCUCUCUCUCUCUCUCUCUGGCACCAUUAGAAGGUGGUGAUGUGUACUAUCUGGUAUUGAGGCCUUUUAUUCUUAGAUUUGUAUUUUCAAUUUGUGUGAUGUUUGUACGUUUGUUCAUUCGAUGCCCGAUGAGAUGGAGUAACGCUAUUCUUCUUCUUUUUAAAAUGAUUAUUAUUGUUUUGGCAUUAUUAAGGAGAAGAAGAGAAAAAAAAUAAUAAGAAAAAAAAAUGUCUUGUUGAAUGUUGUACAGAUAGCACUAGAGAUGUGUUUUUAACAAGAGAGCGCAAACCCAAGCUCUAGUCCCGCCCACUCCUCCCUCCCAUUGGCAGAUAGGACAAGUGACUUGCCAAGGAUAGUACAAGUGACCCGCCAAUCAUUUAAAUGAACUGCCCUCCAACUGACAAACAUGUUCGAUCCAGUGAAUGAAUCAUGAUCUUAAAUUACCCACAGAAUAUGUCAUAAUGUGAAAAUGUGAAUGUCCCAGACAGUCAAUGGUUCAUCUGAAAUAUUUCCUAAAUUGCUUCUUGCAAGGAAUCUCUCGGAAAUAUGCUAGAAAUCUUUUAACCGGUGCCUAACUACAUUGUUGACCCAUAAUUUCCUAGUUUCACAUGCAUUUUGAAGUGCAGAUGUUCGAGUACUGUUGCAGUGUGUGUGACUGACAUAGGUCAUAGGGCCCUUGUCAAAAGUAGUGCACUAUAUAGGGAAUCGGGUGCCAUUUGGAACAAUGUCUUGUUGGAGAGGUGGAAGGGAGUGCUGGGUUUGGGCUCUCGUGUAGAUGACUGCCAUUGCAGUGAGGGAAAAACUGACCUAACCUAACAUAGUAGUGACUAAUAUGUGGACAGAUUUUUAAAAAACACACACAUUAGAGAUACAUUAAUAAAUGCAAACAAAGGAAAACAA
Messenger RNA from Oncorhynchus nerka (sockeye salmon), 8394 nucleotides. Its product is annotated as zinc finger protein 219-like. Gene Ontology annotation, cellular component: nucleus. The record is from RefSeq and is a predicted model, not a curated record. Gene Ontology annotation, biological process: regulation of DNA-templated transcription. Lineage: Eukaryota; Metazoa; Chordata; Actinopteri; Salmoniformes; Salmonidae. Gene Ontology annotation, molecular function: RNA polymerase II cis-regulatory region sequence-specific DNA binding; DNA-binding transcription factor activity, RNA polymerase II-specific.